Molecule: messenger RNA, 4156 nt
Organism: Piliocolobus tephrosceles (Ugandan red Colobus)
Lineage: Eukaryota; Metazoa; Chordata; Mammalia; Primates; Cercopithecidae
Gene: BDKRB2
Product: bradykinin receptor B2
Exons: 3
Coding region: 197-1372 (391 amino acids)
Biological process (GO): immune response; vasoconstriction; cell chemotaxis
Cellular component (GO): external side of plasma membrane; membrane
Molecular function (GO): C-C chemokine receptor activity; C-C chemokine binding; bradykinin receptor activity
Source: RefSeq, a predicted model, not a curated record
GACAUCACCACCCAGCCCUUGAAAGAUGAGCUGUUCUCGCCGCCACUACAGCUCUGGCCUCUGGGCUCCAAGGAGGGGUGGGGACGGUGGGGACAUCAGGCUGCCUGGCAGUACCCAGGGAGUGACUGAAGUGCCCAUGCUGCUUGCUCCGGAGAAGCCCAGGUGUGGCCUUGCACACAUCCCACUCUGAGUCCAAAUGUUCUCUCCCUGGAAGACACCAAUGUUUCUGUCUGUUCGUGAGGACUCCAUGCCCACCACGGCCUCUUUCAGCGCCAAUAUGCUCAAUGUCACCUUGCAAUUGCCAACUCUUAACGGGACCUUUGCCCAGAGCAAAUGCCCCCAAAUAGAGUGGCUGGGCUGGCUCAACACCAUCCAGGCCCCCUUCCUCUGGGUGCUGUUCGUGCUGGCCACCCUAGAGAACAUCUUUGUCCUCAGCGUCUUCUGCCUGCACAAGAGCAGCUGCACGGUGGCAGAGAUCUACCUGGGGAACCUGGCCGCAGCAGACCUGAUCCUGGCCUGCGGGUUGCCCUUCUGGGCCAUCACCAUCUCCAACAACUUCGACUGGCUCUUUGGGGAGACGCUCUGCCGCGUGGUGAAUGCCAUUAUCUCCAUGAACCUGUACAGCAGCAUCUGUUUCCUGAUGCUGGUGAGCAUCGACCGCUACCUGGCCCUGGUGAAAACCAUGUCCAUGGGCCGGAUGCGCGGCGUGCGCUGGGCCAAGCUCUACAGCUUGGUGAUCUGGGCGUGCACGCUGCUCCUGAGCUCACCCAUGCUGGUGUUCCGGACCAUGAAGGAGUACAGCGACGAGGGCCACAAUGUCACUGCUUGCGUCAUCAGCUACCCAUCCCUUGUCUGGGAAGUGUUUACCAACACGCUCCUGAAUGUUGUGGGCUUCCUGUUGCCCCUGAGCGUCAUCACCUUCUGCACGAUACAGAUCAUGCAGGUGCUGCGGAACAACGAGAUGCAGAAGUUCAAGGAGAUCCAGACAGAGAGGAGGGCCACAGUGCUGGUCCUGGUUGUGCUGCUGCUAUUCGUCAUCUGCUGGCUGCCCUUCCAGGUCAGCACCUUCCUGGACACGCUGCAUCGCCUCGGCAUCCUCCCCAGCUGCCAGGACGAGCACAUCAUCGAUGUAAUCACGCAGAUCGCCUCCUUCAUGGCCUACAGCAACAGCUGCCUCAACCCACUGGUGUAUGUGAUUGUGGGCAAGCGCUUCCGAAAGAAGUCUUGGGAGGUGUACCAGGGAGUGUGCCAGAAAGGGGGCUGUAGGUCAGAACCCAUUCAGAUGGAGAACUCCAUGGGCACACUGCGGACCUCCAUCUCGGUGGAACGCCAGAUUCACAAACUGCAGGACUGGUCAGGGAGCAGACAGUGAGCAAAUGCCAGCAGGGCUGUUGUGAAUUUGUGUUAAGGAUUGAGGGACAGUUGCUUUUCAGCAUGGACCCAGGAAUGCCAAGGGGACAUCCAUGCAUGACCUUGGGAAAUGAGUUGGUGUCUCCAGUAAAACACAGGAGAAUAAUUCCUGCCCUGCCCAAUUUUGCAGGGAGCAUGGCUGUGAGGAUGGGGUGAACUCAUGCACAGCCGAGGCCUCCAUAAACACGACAGCAUUACUGUUCUUAUUUGCUGCCACACCUGAGCCAGCUUGCUCCUUCCCAGGAGUGGAGGGGGUCUGGGGACAGGGACAGGAGUGACUGAGCUUCCCUCCCACGUGGUGUCCCUCCCUGCCCCAGCAAGACAACUUGGAUCUCCAGGAGAACCGCCAUCCAGCUUUGGUGCAAUGGCUGAGUGCACAGGUGAAUUGUUGCCGUGGGUUUCUUUAAUCCAUUCAGCUAGAACUUUGGAGGACAAUUUCUUGCAUUAAUGAAGGUUAAGCCCUGAGGGGUCCCUGAUAAGAAUCUGGAGACCAGGAUUCUGUGGCACCCCUCACUGAUGGACAAGAUGGUCUGUGCCAAAGAAGAAUCCAAUAAGCACAUAUUGAGCACUUGCUGUAUAAGCAAUAUUGAGAACGGAGGCAAGAGGGAAGAAAGAGAAGAAGCCAUCUCCAUCUUGAAGGAACUCAAAGACUCGACUGGGAAUGACUGGGCACUGCCACCACCAGAAAGUUGUUCGAUAAGAUGGUUGAGCAGGGUGCUGUGGGUGAUAUGGACAGCAGAAGGGGGGAGCCCAAGGUUCCAGCUCAACCAAUAACUAUUGCACAACCACCUGUCCCUGCCUCAGUUCCCUCUUCUGUAACACGAAGUCGUUGUGAGGAUUAAAGGCAGUAACAGGCAUAAAAGUACUUUGAAAAGCAAAGGGUGCUAUGUACAUGUGAGGCAUUAUUAUGCACAUGUAACUGCGAUGUGUUUACUAUAAGGAAAAGACACUGAGGUCUAGAAAUAGCUCCGUGGAGCAGAAUCAGUAUUGGGAGCUGGUGGCAGUGUGAAGUACCAGUGCCUGGCACACAGUAGGUGCUCAUUGGCUCCCUUCCACCUGUCCUCCCCACCACCCUGAGCCCCCGACUGUCACACACACAUAAGCAUUUGGGGAGAAGGCCAUGUCUUCAAAGUUUGAUUUGUGAUGAGGCAGAGGAAGAAAUUUCUAAUCGGUCUUGCCCAGAGGAUCACAGUGCUGAGACUCCCACCGCCAACUGGUACCUGGGGAGGGGGAGAGUGCAGGCCUGCUCAGGGACUGUUCCUCUCUCAGUAACCAAGGGAUUGUUCCUGUUAAUCAAUGGUUUAUUGGAAGGUAUCCCAGUACGAGCCCUAGAAGAGUGUGAGUAGGAAUGGCAAUGGCAUUCACCAUCAGCAGUGCCAGGGCAGCACUCACUUGAUACAUGAAUAUGUAUUAGCUGGUUGAAGAGCUAGAACCUGGAGAACUAGAAUCUGGAGGGCUAGAACCUGGAGAGGCUAGAACCUAGAGGGGCUAGAACCUAAAGAAACUAAAAUCUGGAAAGGCUAUAACCUGGAGAGCUAGAAGCUGGAGGGCUAGAACCUGGAGGGAAAUAACCUGGAAGGCUAGAACCUAGAGAGGCUAGAACCUAGAGAAGCUAAAACCCAGAGAGCUAGAAACUGGAGGGCUAAAACCUGGAGGGCUGGAAUCUAGAGAGCUAGAACCUGGAGAGCUAGAACCUGAAGGCCUAGAACCUGAAGGGCUGGAAUCUGAAGGGCUAGAACCUGGAGAUCUAGAGCCUGAAGGGCUGAAAUCUGGAGAGCUAGAACCUGGAGGGCUAGAACCUGAAUGGCUAGAAUCUGGAGAGCUAGGAUCUGGAGGGUUAGAACCUGAUGGGCUAGAACCUGGAGAGCUGGAACCUGAAGGGCUAAAAGUUAGGUCUAGAACCUAGAGAGCUAGAACCUGGAGGGCUAGCACCUAGAAGGGCUAGAACAUGGUGGGCUAGAAUGUAGAAGGGCUAGAACCUGGAAAGCUAGAACCUGGAGGGCUGGAAUCUGGAAAGCUAGAAUCUGGAGGGCUAGAACCUGGAGAGCUAGAACCUGGCGGACUAAAACCUGGCAGGCUAGAACCUGGCGGGCUAGAACCUAGCAGGCUAGAACCUGGUGGGCCAGAACCUAGACGGGCUAGAACCUGGAGGGAAAGAACCUGGAGGAUUAGAACCUGGAGAAUGAGAAAAAUUUACAUGGCAAAGAGCCCAUAAAUCCUGACCAAUUCAACUCUGAAUUUUAAAGCAAAAGUGUCAAAAAAAGAUUCCCUCCUUACCCCCAACCCACUCUUUCUUCCCACCAUCCACACCCCUCUGCCCCAAUAAAUACCUGGAGAAAGAAAACAGGUGAAAGAAGAAGUAAAAACCAUUUAGUAUUAGAAUGAAGUCAAACUGUGCCACACAUGAUGAAUGAAAAAAAAAAAAAAGAGGCUAUGUUUUGUCACACAGGGCAGUCAUUCAUCAGCAGAGCACGUGGAUGGUCUGAGACUCUCUUAGAAGCAGAGCUCUAUCCCAAUGGCCAUGUGGGGAUCCACACCUGGUCUGAGGGGCAACUGAGUCUGUGGGAGAAGAGCUGCCCUGUGCACGGUGUAGUUGCCCUGAUAAAGAACAUCUCCCCUGUGAAAGACUCAAAGAGCUAUUAUGUUGUAAACGGGAAGCAUUUCACAUCCGAAUAAGAAAAUGGAUGAAUCAUGUAAACAUGUGUCUUUUCUGUACUGCAUAAUAAAUGGAUGAGGUUUUUGCAUA